Messenger RNA from Argentina anserina (silverweed cinquefoil), 921 nucleotides. RefSeq lists its product as uncharacterized. Gene Ontology annotation, biological process: shoot system development; root development. Lineage: Eukaryota; Viridiplantae; Streptophyta; Magnoliopsida; Rosales; Rosaceae. Bases 1 to 921 code for a protein of 306 amino acids. The record is from RefSeq and is a predicted model, not a curated record. The transcript has a single exon.
AUGGCUUCUUUCUCUCCAAAACCCACAAAGCGCUACAAUGUCAGAUCCAUUAGUAUGCCCACUAGAUCACAUCCCACCACAGUCAGAAUUGAAGAAGAGCUCAACAAGCUCAAGUCCUGGGAGGCAACUUCAACAUCAUCAAAUUGUUCAAAGGCAGAUUCAUUGUGCAAAGGACUAAGUGGCCUCAAGGAUUUGUACAGUUGCAUUGAGGAGCUUCUUCACCUGCCAUUGACACAAAAGGCACUAUCUUUGCACCAGAAUGAGAAAUGGGUGGAAGAAUUGCUUGAUGGCUCUGUCAAGUACUUGGAUGUAUGUGGGAACACAAGGGAUAUCAUCUUGACAAUGAAGGAGAGCGUUCGAGAGCUUGAAUCUGCGGUUCGAAGAAGAAUGGUUGGAGAUUCGAGCGUCCAAGACAGUGUCGUUGCAUACGUGAGCUUCAGAAAAAAGAUGAAGAAGGAAGUUGUGAAGGUUUUGGCAACAUUGAAGCAAAUGGAUCACAAAAAUGAGGUCUUUCCUCUGGAUCUAGAUAACCAUCUCGCCGCGGUGGUGAGGGUGCUUAGAGAGGGAAGUUUGAUCACCAGCUCAAUUUUUCAGUCACUUCUUUUGUUCCUUUCUACACCAGUUUCGAAGCCAAGGGCCAGCAGAUGGUCUUUGGUUUCAGUUUUGGUGCAAAAAGGAGUAUUAGCGUGUGAGAAUUCCCAACACAAAACCAUGAAUGGGAUGGAAUGUGUGGAUAUUGCAAUUAGCAAUCUGUUUGUGGAUAAUGCAAGUGAAGAUGUUGAGCCUGAGAAGAUUGAAUCUGCACAAAGAAAAUUGGAGAUUUUGGAUGAAAGCAUAGAAGGCCUUGAAGAUGGAUUGGACGGCUUGUUUAGGCUCUUGAUCCACACUAGAGUUUCUUUCCUAAACAUACUUUCUCAUUAG